AUGGCUCUUGAAGCUUGUCCAACGAUUGAAGAGGUGAAAUGGGUGGUGUUUGAGAUGGAUGGGGAUAGUGCACAGGCCCAGAUGGCUUCACCGGUGUUGUCUAGGAUUUUGGCUGAUAGGUUGGCAGCCAUACUGCCCAAGGUUAUAUCUCCUCAGCAGACAGGGUUCGUCAAGGGCAGAAACAUCACAGAGAAUUAUCUCCUAGCCCAGGAGCUUCUGUCGGGGAUCAGACACAAGUCUAGGGGGGGUAAUGUAGCGGUAAAACUUGACAUGGCAAAAGCGUAUGAUCGUGUGUCUUGGACUUUCACUGUAAGCGUUUUGCGUAAGUUUGGAUUUGGUGAAAGGUUUAUUGACAUGGUGUGGAGAUUGUUGUCUAACGUUUGGUUUUCAGUCAUUAUCAAUGGGGCAUCGUAUGGAUUUUUCAAAUCGAGUCGGGGCGUCCGCCAGGGCGAUCCGCUAUCGCCAGCGUUAUUUGUCAUUGGAGCUGAGGUCUUAUCCCGAGGGCUUAAUAGCCUAGCUUUGCAGUCGGGAUUCUUGGGGUUCACUGUUCCCAGGGGAUGCCCUACGGUUACUCAUCUAGCCUUUGCGGAUGAUGUGUUGGAGAUGUAUCAAAGGGCAUCUGGUCAAUUGGUAAAUGCCCAGAAAAGUGGAUAUUUAGUGCACCCAUCAGUGUGUCUCUCUCGCCGAAGGGUAAUAGAGCGUAUUACAGAUGUAAAUCCGCAUAUUUUGGGGAGGUGUGUCAUUCCAUCUCAGCAAGAAUCCUUUCUUGGCGUUCAAAGCUUUUGUCACCUGGGGGGAGGAUCGUCUUUGUGGGUAUCCUUCAUGAGGGCAAAGUAUUGCAAAGGGGUUCACCCAUGUCAGGUGGGCUGGGCUCAAUCUGCUUCAGCAACAUGGAGGCGCAUGCUUGAUGUGAGCCGCCAGAUGGAACUAUCAAUGCUAUGGUUGUUAACUGGUGGGGGCUGUGGCUUUUGGUAUGACAACUGGGGGCCGUUUGUUACAGAUUCUCCCAUCAGGCAGUGUGGAUUUGGUGAUGAAAACUCCGGUUCCAAGUGGGAGGGGGACAGACCAAGUGGUAUGGAUGCCUACGAAGUCGGGGCAUUCACUUUGGCAUCUGCGUAUCAGGAGGUAAGGCAGGGACGCACUAGCUCGCUGGUGCCGUCCCGUAUAUGGCAGGCUAGGAUACUAUUGAAGGUAUCUUUUUUCAUGCUACGCUUGCUUAUGCGGCGCUUACCAUUAGAUGAUGUCCUAGGUGAGAUAGGUUUCAAGUUGGCGUCGAAAUGUUUUUGUUGUGUGGAUGCAACGGGUGAGACGCUGGAGCAUGUAUUCUCCACGGGACAACUGGCACUGGAGGUCUGGAGUUACUUUCAGAGUAUAUGUGGUAUAGCUAGUGAUAGCUCUAGCAUUAGGUCACAUUUGUUUGCCUGGUGGAUGCCAUUGGCACCGUCGGGCGAGCAGAGGGUCGUCUGUUCUGUUACCCGAUAUUUAUUUGUUGGAACAUUUGGAAGGCUAGGUGUCGAGUGGUGUUCGAUGGUGCAAGGGUUCGGGCGAAGGAGAUAUGUGGUGCAGAUAGUCCGCUGGGAGGCAGGAGGAUAUGGAUGCACGACGCUUAAUACGGAUGAUUGUGCUAAGGGUAACCCUGGAGUGAGCGGUGGAGGUGGAGUGCUUAGGGAUUCCAGUGGCCAUGUAUUAGUGGCUUUUUCGGCUUACCUGGGUGAGGGUUCUAGUCUUCGCGCUGAAACGCUGGCCGCCUUAUUGGGGAUUCAGCUGUGUCUUGGAAAGGGAGUUGCCCCCAGGGUGAUUCAGUCUGAUUCGUUGUUGCUAACGGAAAUCCUCCAACGACGCUAUCACUGCCCCUGGUACAUUAGGAGAGAGGUGGAGCAAAUUUGGCACUUGGUGGGGGAGGCUAGGUUCGUGCACUGCUACAGAGAGGCGAAUAAGGUUGCUGAUAUUUUGUCCAACGUGGGUAUCUCUCAUUCGCAACAGUUGGUUAGAGUUUAUGAUAGUGAGCUGGGUCUUCCCGUGUUGGCUCGGGGGAGGUUAGGUUAA
Coffea arabica (coffee) is the source of this 2046-nucleotide messenger RNA. Lineage: Eukaryota; Viridiplantae; Streptophyta; Magnoliopsida; Gentianales; Rubiaceae. The record is from RefSeq and is a predicted model, not a curated record.